Habropoda laboriosa is the source of this 1101-nucleotide messenger RNA. RefSeq names its product polyglutamine-binding protein 1 (gene PQBP1). Gene Ontology annotation, molecular function: ribonucleoprotein complex binding; protein binding. Lineage: Eukaryota; Metazoa; Arthropoda; Insecta; Hymenoptera; Apidae. Gene Ontology annotation, cellular component: cytoplasm; nuclear body. The coding region runs from base 154 to 1047 and encodes 297 amino acids. Gene Ontology annotation, biological process: alternative mRNA splicing, via spliceosome. The transcript has 6 exons. The record is from RefSeq and is a predicted model, not a curated record.
GGUCUAUUCUGUACCUCGCUGUGGUGUCAUAUUUUAAUUGGCUUUAAAGUGCACAUACAAGACUCGAAUGUAAAAGAAUUAUGUUUUUUAAGUUGUGAAUUUAUUAACAUGUUAAAAAUAUAAAAAGAAGUGAGUAAAUAUUAAAAUUAUAAAAUGCCACUUCCAGCUGCGUUAGCUGCACGACUUGCGAAAAGAGGACUUAUUUCUGGCUCGGAAAAGCACGAAUCCGCUAAAAAGGAAUCUAGAAAAAAGAUCCAUGAAGAAGUAAUAGCUGAAGAUUAUGAUAGUACAAAAGAUGACAUUAAUCAAAUUGACAUUUCACAAAAAUUUAUGGGUUACAGUGGAUGUCCCAAUAAAUAUAAUAUUUACCAUGAAUGUACAAAGAAGUGUAAAGAAUUGUGGGGACUUGGACAUGUACAACCUUCUGACAAAUACUUAAAAAAACAAAUGAGGUUAAUACAAAAAUACCCUUUACCAGAAACUUGGAAAGCUGUUUAUGAUCCAGGAUCUGGUCAGCAUUAUUAUUGGGAUUGGUCUUCUGAUUUAGUAUCCUGGCUACCACCAGGUCAUCCAAAAUGUCAAAUAUCUCAGCCAGCUUCUCAAUUAAGAGAAGAACUACAUCUUAAAGCAGCAGAUCAAGAUGAUAAUAUGUCAAGUGAUGACAGUGGUAGUGAGCAGGAACCAAUGGAAGUAGACGAACCAGAGCCGAAAAAGGAUAAAAAAUUAGAAAAUAGACCGAGACAUAAAUCGGGAGAUAAUAAAAGAAAUCAAAGGUUGGAAAGGUGCGAAAAUAAAGAGAAAAAAGACAGGACUUUGGAUCCUAUGGAUCCAGCAUCCUACAGUGAUAUUCCAAGAGGCAAAUGGUCUGAUGGUUUAGCAAGACAUAAUGAAGCCAAAACGGGAGCAGACACAACUGCCUCAGGACCACUUUACCAAAUGAGGCCAUACCCUAGUCCAGGUGCGGUUCUCCGAUCAAACAGAGCCAAUAAAACAGAAAUAGAAUCCUCUAGUAAACCUAAAGUGACUGGUCCCGAAAAACCAGAAUAAAUUCUGUAACUUUCGAUGUAUUGUACAAUUUAUUAUAUACAUUUGGUGUAAAUA